AUGUUGAUAAAUCCACGUAUCGUGUCGACAGCUGCGGCAUUAGCUAUCACUUGUGUAGUUUCUGCAGCAGCAUACUACUAUAAGCAUCGGAACACUGAGAUAAACGAAGUAAUGAUAUUUUGCAAAUUACAAUACAAUGCACAUAAAUGCUUCGAUAAACUAGUCAGUUUUAUAGAGGCCGCGAAGAACAGCGUCCAUGUGUGUAUGCCAGGCAUCCAUAACCCUGCUAUCCAAGGAAGAUUGGUCGAGCUCAUAAAGAAGAAAAAUAUCAAGGCACGCAUUAUAUUAGACCAUGCAGGUUACAAUGAGUCCACAGAUUUCUUAUUGCAAGAGCUCAAGGAUGUUGGAGCAGAAAUUAGAAGCCUAGAAAAAGAAUCUGUCAAUAAAAUGCAACACAAAUUUUGCCUAGUCGACGAUGAAGUACUUAUGACAGGAACUCUAAAUUGGGGAAAUGAUCGGUCAUCAGAUCAUUGGAAUUAUGUUUUUAUAACUAACAAUACUCAGCUUGUGGAACCAGUUAAAACAAACUUUUACCAAAUGUGGAGUGAAUCCUCCAGUGAGACAUCAUCUGCUACAAUAUCUGAUAAGCAAAAUGAUAGUAAUGAAACAGUCAAUCUUUACCAGGAGAGCUUUGAAUAUAUUGAUCAUUUUGAAACAGAAAAGCUUAAACGGACACCGACUCCGGAAUUAUUAAUAUUAUAA
Molecule: messenger RNA, 702 nt
Organism: Diatraea saccharalis (sugarcane borer)
Lineage: Eukaryota; Metazoa; Arthropoda; Insecta; Lepidoptera; Crambidae
Source: the annotation of a GenBank genome assembly